Thalassophryne amazonica is the source of this 6595-nucleotide messenger RNA. It is a transcript of the gene arhgef12a, whose product is annotated as Rho guanine nucleotide exchange factor (GEF) 12a. Gene Ontology annotation, biological process: G protein-coupled receptor signaling pathway; intracellular signal transduction. Gene Ontology annotation, cellular component: cytoplasm. The record is from RefSeq and is a predicted model, not a curated record. NCBI's taxonomy places the organism in Eukaryota, Metazoa, Chordata, Actinopteri, Batrachoidiformes, Batrachoididae. The transcript is spliced from 41 exons. The coding region runs from base 1141 to 5457 and encodes 1438 amino acids. Gene Ontology annotation, molecular function: guanyl-nucleotide exchange factor activity; G protein-coupled receptor binding.
UCCGACUCUUCCAGCUAGCUGCUAGGGCGUUGCUAGCGGCAGAAAGUGGGAUUUUUGGUGCCUUCCCCCAAGUUAUAUUCUUGUACACGCAACCUCUUGCGCCGGAAUAAACUGCCUUCGACAGUAUUUGGAACUUGCGAGCGCAGCAGUGGUUUUUUUUUAAAGAAGUAUUUCCUGAAGACGGCUCGUUACUUUCUGUCCCGUUAGCUGGCUACACGGCUAGCCUGCUUUUCCAUCCACGGGAAUUCUGCCGAGAAAUUACUGGAUUCUGGAAACAUGGAGUCAAGGAGCACUGCGCUGCCGUGCUAACUAACCCUCUUCCACUGGAUUUUCUUUCCUCAAGGACACGACACGGUGACGAUUGUAUGCCAGCUUUUCCACACCGAUGCGGUGUUUUGCGGGUUUGUUUUCGCUUGUCGGCCGGAGCUCAUUGUUGUGUGCGGGAGUUUGCUUAGUUUGCACACGAAGCAAAGUUUUUUGCUGAUCUGUUUAGUUAGCUGGUAGCUGGCGAGAGUCAAAACCAGGCAAGCCUGCCGUGAGAACGGAUUUGCUCCAAACCGGUGAGGUAUUAUUUUUUAAAACCGGUGUCGUAGCUUAAUUUGGCUGCUGUAACAUUAGCUGCAGUUGUUUUUGCUCAUUUCUAACACUGCUGUCGAGGCUCAUGGUCACGGGAGAUUCGUCCCUGCAGCCACAGAGAGGCUUCAGAGAAAACCGAAUGGAACUGGAGGAAUUUUCAGCAUCUUCAAAGAUCGUUUAAGCACCGAGGUCAUUCAUCCAAGCAGAGGCAGACGGACUGCACCACAGGAUCAAGACCCUAAUCUGGGAUGUAAAUGCAAAGGUUCCAUACAAGGAGUUUAUACAUGCAAACUGGAGCCAUAUAUCUAUAGAAUUUUUACUUGGAUACUACAGCUAAUAGGACCAACAUCUGCACUGUUUUUGCAGAGUAUUGACUGACAGAUUCUAUAGCUAGUAUCCCCCCCCCCCCCUAUCUUUGGAGGAGCCAUUACUUUCCUGCAAUUAAUUUAUUCUCCAGAUCCUCCUCAAAAUCCUUACACACUUCAGACAGACGCUUCAGGAAAUCUCCUCUCUGGAAAAUGUUAAUCGGAUAUAAUUUUCGGCAAAUCUAGAAUCGGAAGCCCAAUGAGUGACACACAGUCAAGUUUCACUGACAGGUUUCCCAAGAAAGCAAACAGAACCAGCAGCCUUCUCAGUAAAGACCAUCCCCCAGACAAGAAAUCCAAAAGUGAUAAAUCCUCACUUCCUUCCAAUGAGUUUGACCCGACAGACGUUCUGGUGGUGGAGAAGAGUAGCAGCAGCACUGUGCUACCAGAGGGGAGGCCUGAGUCCUGUGGUCUAGUCCAGCGAUGUGUAAUCAUCCAGAAAGAUGAAAAUGGCUUUGGACUCACUGUCAGCGGUGACAACCCAGUGUUUGUGCAGCUUGUCAAAGAAGAUGGAGCUGCUAUGCGGGCAGGUGUGCAGACAGGAGACAGGAUCAUCAAGGUUAAUGGGACCCUCGUAACACAUUCUAAUCACAUUGAAGUGGUGAAGCUCAUCAAAUCGGGCUCUUAUGUAGCCCUCACAGUGUUGGGGCGUCCUCCAGGACUUGCCCAGAUCCCGCUGUCUGAAGCAGAGUCUGAAAUGUUGGGCGUUAGCAUUUCCUCUCCAAAUUCGCCAGCAGGAGAACACCCCUACAGUUCUCAGGAUCGCCUCUCCGCUCAGCCGGCAUGGGAUGAGAACAACAGUGUUUGCAACCAGAAGGUUGAUGUUUUCCAGAAGAUACUCUCAAAAGAGCAGCACGAUUUACAGGCAACGAAGAACUCCUCCCUGAAACUACUGAAAGACAUUCAUGAAGCUAAAAAACACAUUCCUCCACAGCAGGGUCAACGUUUCAAGGCCACUGUGCCAACACAGGAAGCCGUUCCAGUUGAAGAUGUUGAUGGUAACAUGUUUGAGACAGAGCACACGCCUGCCUCAAAAGGAGACAACAGUACAGACUUGUCUUGGAUCAGCUCUCCUAUUUCUCGUGGAUUUGGGCCUGGAUCUCCAGACAGUUUAUGCUCAAAAGAGUCCUCCUGUCCCAGCCCAAAGAGCACUCCCAGGAACAGCUACAACUCCUGCCACUCCCCAGAGGCAGAGGAUACUACUGACCUGGACUCUCUGUCCCCUGUCGCAGUCAGCAGCCCUUCCUCAUCCCGCAUGGUUUCUCAUAUCAUUGGAGCUGAAGAUGACUAUUUCGAUUCAGACCAGGAGCAGACAAAUGGCCAGUGUAACAGCUUUAACAGCAUCGAGCUGCUCAAAUCUCGGCCCGCACACCUCGCAGCCUUUCUGCAUUAUGUCAUCUCUCAGUUCGACCCCGCUCCCGUGCUGUGCUACCUCUAUGCUGACCUGUACAAGCAAACCAAUUCCAAAGAGACCAGAAGAGUAUUCAUGGAUCUUCAUACUUUCUUCAUUGACCGUGGAGCAAAUUUGAAAGUUGCUGUUCCCGAGUCAAUAUCUGCUGAUCUUGAGCGGCGGCGGACAGAGCUGAUCCCAGAAGAAAUAAACAGACAAUAUGUUCAGACACUGCAGGCCUCAUUACUUCCUGACAUUCAGAAGAACCUCGAGGAUUUCAGGCAAAAGCGCAGUAUGGGCUUGACCAUGGCUGACGUAGAGCUGGCCAGACUGGACCAAGAACGCAUCAGAGAUCGUGUCACUCUGGAACGCGAGCGGUCAUAUGCCGAGAACAUCAUCACCAAGAUAGAAGAUGUCCUAUUAACAACUCAGACCACAGAGGAAGAGAAAUGCACGACUAUGCAGUACGUCAUCUACACGUACAUGAAGCACCUUGGUGUGAGGGUAAAGGAGCCUCGAAAUCUAGAGUCCAAAAAGGUCCGGAUCAAUUUCCUUCCAAAGAUCAAGGGGAUACAGAAAAGUAUCAAGACCGAGAAGGAAGGAGAAGAGAAGGUGAAAAAGCAUAGAUUCCCCAGCAUCCUUGGACCUCAGCGUCGGCCCAGUCGAGUUGAAGCAGCGUCAGUGGGGAAAGCCCUGGAUAGUCGGCCUCGGCCCCAGAAACAGCUGUCCCAGCCGACACUGGGUUCAAAUGAACACAUGGAUCCUGGUCGUAUGAGAAGCAGCCAAUCAAGUGAAGGCUCCGAACUCACACACUCCAUAUCUAUGACUUCGUCAUCCCCAAACAGCGCCACCUGUAGCUCAGACACCAGCCGAGACAAUGAUAUGGUUGGGACUCCAGUGUCGGCGCCCUCAAGGUUGAGUGACGGGCUUCAGGCUGACCCUUUGGAUGGCUUACCUUAUCCUGUGUCACAGUUUGACCUUUAUGGACUGGACCAGCUGCAGGAAGACGACCGAGAAACUGACAGAGUCCAUGAGGGAACACCAAAGGCCAUAAGAAGGUUUGAGGGACUCUAUCCUACUGAAGUUCAGAGUGAGGAUGACCAGGGAACAGACUCAGAGUAUGACCCCCCCAACUGGCAGCAACUUGUGGGAAGAGAAGUCCUUGCAGGUCUCAGGCCUCAUGAAAUCAAGAGGCAAGAGGUCAUUAACGAGCUCUUUUACACAGAGCGCGCACAUGUGCGGACGCUUAGAGUGCUGGACCUCAUAUUCUACCAGAAGCUCAACAAAGAGGCCAUCCUGCCUCCUGCUGAUGCUAAGAACAUCUUUACCAACCUAGAGGAGAUUCUGCAGCUGCAUGUUUCAAUACUGGAGCAAAUGGCAGCUGUCCGAAAGAGAAACGAGUCUUCAGUAAUUGAUCAGAUCGGAGAUGACUUGCUCUCCUGGUUCAGCAGUGGUGAGGAGGAGAAGAUCAAGCAGGCGACGGGGACGUUCUGCAGUAACCAGCCUUUUGCUCUAGAAAUCAUCAAGACCAAGCAGAAGAAAGAUUCACGGUUUGCUUCAUUCAUUCAGGAAGCAGAGAGUAAUAGACUUUGUCGGCGUCUGCAGCUGAAGGACAUCAUUCCUGUUGAGAUGCAGAGACUCAUCAAGUACCCUCUGUUACUAGACAACAUUGCCAAGUACACAGAUGACACAGUGGAGAAGGACAAGGUGAAGCAGGCAGCAGAUUGCUGCCGAAAGAUCCUCAAUCAUGUCAACCAGGCUGUGAAGGAGUCUGAAGACAAGCAGAGAUUGGAGGACUAUCAGAGAAGAUUGGACCUCUCCUCUUUGAAGCAGACAGACAACCCCAUGAUCCUGGAGCUAAAGAACCUGAAUCUAACCAAGAAAACGAUGGUUCACGAGGGACCACUGUCAUGGAAAGUGAACAAGGACAAGAUUAUCGAACUGUACACACUUCUCCUGGAGGACAUCCUGGUUCUGCUGCAGAAACAAGACGAGCGUCUGAUCCUGAAGUGUCACAGCAAGAACCUGGCAGGAACGGCAGACACCAAACACAUCUUUAGUCCCAUCAUUAAACUCAACACUGUCCUCGUGCGCUCUGUGGCCACAGAUAACAGGUCAUUCUUUGUCCUUUCAAUGUCCGAAAGUGGAGCCCAGAUCUAUGAGUUGAUGGCGCCCACUGUGUCAGAUCAGACAACGUGGCAGCGUCUGAUCAGUCAGAAAGCUGAUGCCAUGAAAGUCAAACCUCAUAGCGUCAUACCGUUACCUCAAACUGAAGGAGACAGAGAUGGUGUGGAGAUCAUCACAGCAGGAGUUUCCAGGCUGAGUAGAGAUCCGGACCAGACGUCCACAGGCAGCACCCAGUCUACAGAUAAAGAGAACAGUCCAGCAUCUAGAGAUGAGACACAGAGCACUCUAGCAAGUAAUAAUCCAUUUGAGGGAGUAAAGCCAGAGGAAGAGGAGGAGGAGGAAGGUUUUGUGGACCCAGACCUUCCUUACCAAGUGGUGGAGAAUUGUAGAGAAGGCGACUCCUUCAGCAUGUUUCCCUCCAGGGCAGACGAAGCACUGAAAACAUUGGCAGCAUUAAAACAGGUUCUGGUGACCCAGCUAAUGUCCCAGGAGGCUGGCGAGCGCAACAAACGCUCCACAGGGAGCCGUCUCCUCCGGACCACCUCUCUACGGACACCUGUAGACAGCCGCUCACGGGUGAUCGUCCAUAAUGGCUCGGAGAGGAACAGCUCCCAGACAGAGGACCCAUCUCAGGACCUGGGGUCUGGAGACACAGGCUUCUUUGAUUCUCCAGAGGAUUAUGCAGGUUACCUUGUCCUGGAAGGUUUUGGUGGUCCAGGGGAGAGCAACACUGAUGAUGACAUCUUGGCAUCAACCACAGGGAAACAGCUGAGCACCUCACACGGCUGUGCUGCAGAUUCUGGCAUCAAUUUGAGGUUUUCGUCAACAUCGCAGGCCGGUAGCCUCUCGUCUUUCAGCAGACAGGUCCUGUGUCACCUUAGAAACCUUCAGACCAACCUCAACUAUCUGAAGGAGGUCGAAGUCAAGUACAAUAAUCUAAUACGCCAAAGGCCAGAGAGGUCAGCAGCAGACACGGAUGUAAACAAAGAUAAGAGAUAGUGGAUGUCCGUGACUGGGAUUUUGCCUCUCGUCUCAAAGAAGAAGUAACGACUGGUUGUCCAAUCUUACUUCUUGUGUCUUGGACUUUCUGGACUUCUAUAAGCUUGUCCUCUCACUGCUGAGUCCCUUCCUCCGUUGCUGCCUACCACAGUUGCCGCAGAGAAUGAGAGACUGACACGUAAACAGAAACAUUUUAGUGGGAGAAGUCAUCUUUCCGAUGCCCCGCCCACAUCAGCACAUGGCAAUCAGGGAAGUGGGAUUGGCCCAAACCUCACCCUUCUAUCAUUCUAACACCCUGCAAGAAAGAGAACUUAUACCAAAAUGUACAAAGAUGUGUGUUUAGGAUAUAUAUAUAUACAUAUAUAUAUAUAUGAAACACAGAACAAGAAAAGGAAAAAUUUAAGAUAAUGUAAUAAGAUUUUUUUUUUUUAUCCCGAGAUGUAUUUAUUUUCAUUUUCUUUUCUUUUUUUUUUAAAAGUGUCUCCCACAUUGCUUUGCAUGCUUUUUGCCAUGGCGUUAUGUUUUUAGGCUGCUUUUUCUGCUUUGACUACACGGGGUCAUGUAAGUGUUGUGCGUGCACACUAGCCUAGCUUCCUUGAAUGAUAAAGCAGGAAUAUAUUCAGACUGAUAGAGGCCAGAGUUGCACUGGUGAUGUUAAAAACUCUAAAACUGUAUUAUAAAAUCUCAGAUUCCGUCUGAGUUCUCAGUGUGGCGUUAACUAGAAUGAAGAGUCUGAAGGCUCUGAUCUGGUCCUGUUACAUUUCUGUCUCCUCAUUUUUGUGUUUGUGUAUGUUUGUUUGGUUUUUUUUAUACCCUCAUCUUCCCUCUUUCCGUGAACUGUUCUGGGUGUCUUCCUCUUUGGCUUUCUUGCUUAUUUAUCUCCCACACUAUUGCAUCAAUCUCCCUCAUCUGCCUUUGGGUGUCUUUGCCGGUUCCCCCGUUUCCUCACGGCGCACUCGCACUCCUCUUGUAUCAGCUCGUGACAAACAUGUUGCUUCAUUCUGCUGCUGUUCGCGAUGCUGAUCUGACUGACUGGUAUUCUAAUAACGUCAUGAAGUUUAACACAUACUGUAAGAUGAGCUACUUGGAAGGUUAUGCAUAACUUUAAUAAAGAAAUGGUGCCAUGACAAGAUUGAAA